UGGUUAAUAUUUUAUUUAGUUGGUAGUUCUUAGAUUAUUUACUACAGAAUGAACUUGGUAUUGUUAGUUUUGGUGCUGUUGUAGUCUUUGGCUUCUCUCUGUCUUGUUGGAAUGACAUGGAUUCAUUGUUUGAUGUCCUUAUCAAUCUGGAAAUUCUGCCAUCCUCAAAGAUGGUUAUUGCAAUCCAUUUACAUCUCCAGGGUUCUGUUUAGCUGAGAUUUCUAGGAUGAGAUUUUGAAGAUCAUGUUCUGAUUACUUUUGUUUGUGUGAACCAACCAUGGAUGCUUUGCAAGCAAUUGCUUCAGCUACUCAGAUUGUUUAUAGUAUGAUUGGAGCUGUGAGUGCACUGGAACAAGCAUCCAGGAACCUCAGUGAAGCUCCGAACAGAAUUCGGGUGCUCGACGAGUUUGUUUCUGAUCUUGAGAACUUGACAAGACAUAUCAAGCUGAAGCAUGCUCACAAACUUCAUAAUCCUCAACUAGAUCGGCAGUUUUCGAGCUUGACUGGGCUAAUUGAAAGGUUGCAUCUCAAUUUGUCAAAGGCUAGGAGAGUUGUUGCUAAGAAUAAAGCUAAGAACUUUGCUAAAGUAGUGUGGAGCUCCAUGGUCGGAGAUCCACUCUCAAAAUUGAUUCAGUUGAUUAGAGAUGAUCUAAACUGGUGGUUGGAAUUGCAGAAAUUAACUGAGAAUGUGGAGAGGGUCAUUGAGUCUACUGCAGAAAAUGCGCCUUUUUUGUUAAAAGUCAGUGCAGAACAAGGCUAUCCUGUGUUGAACAAGUGCAAUUAUGUGCGAAAACUGUUAGAGCAGGAUGAAACUCAUCGGGUUAUUCUUCUCGUCGGAUUAUCAGGCAUUGGCAAGUCUUGUUUGGCACGACAUGUUGCGGCUGAUCCACCGGGCAGGUUUGUUCAUGGUGCGGUUGAGCUUGGAUUUGGGCAGUGGUGCAGUCGAGCAGCAUGCAAUGGUAGCAGGAAUGAGUACCAUAAACGGUUAGCAAAACGAUUGGGAACGUUUUUGGUGCAGAUUGGUUUCAUGAAGAAGGUAAAGAAUGAGACGAACGGAGAUCUUGAAGACAUGUGUUACCUGCUUCAAACAGCAUUAGUUGGGAAAAAACUUUUGGUCCUGCUUGACGAUGUUUGGGAGCAAGACAUUGUUGAAAGGUUCACAAAGUUGUAUGAUAAUGAUUGUAAGUAUUUAGUAACCACCAGAAAUGAGGCAGUCUUUGAAAUCACGGAGGCCGAAAAGGUGGAAAUCUGCAAAGAGGACAUUAAGGAGAUAAGCAGAGAAAUUCUUCUUUAUCACAGUCUGCUUAGCAAUGAAGAAUUACCGUAUGUUGCAGAGACUUUGCUUGAUCGCUGCGGUCACCAUCCUCUUACAGUUGCUGUAAUGGGUAAGGCUCUACGAAAUGAGACUCGAGUAGAGAAGUGGGAUAAAGCCAUAUCCGAUCUUUCUACUUAUGCAACAUGUGCUCCUGGUCCAGUUUCGUAUGUUAAUGAGAAAGAAGCCAAGAAUGACACACUAACGAUAUUUGGUUCCUUUGAGUUCAGUUUGGAAGCAAUGCCGGAAAACUCCCAUAAGUUUUUCAUAGUUCUAGCUUCCGUUUGUUGGGCUGAACCUGUGCCGGAGGCUUGCCUCGAAGCUCUCUGGUCAGUGCUUGGGCAGGAGAGUUUGUUCUCCCUUGUAAUUUGCAAGCUAGUAGAAGGAUCACUUUUGAUUAAAAUGGAUGCUCAUAUGUUGUACCAUGUCCAUGACAUGGUUUCACUUUACCUUGAAAACAAAACCGAUGACUCCAUCCGAUCACUCCUCCUAGAGUCUUCUCUGAAAAAUAUUGCAUCUAUAUCUCCAUGGCUUUACAUAUUCGGCAAGGAAAAUGUUCGUAUGAUCUCUGAGGAUAAGAUGAAGUUUUUACUCACUGUGUCACAAGAACAUCAGUCUGAGGCUGCCAUAUGUUUAGAGACUAUUGUCCAUGCUCUCAUGGCAAGCAAGUCGAUUUCAGAAUUUGAAGCUAGUCGGAAGAGUUUUAGCAUUAUACUGUGUCCAAGAGUUGCGAAGCUCAUCUGUACAGGCUCAAAAGUUAUAAUUGUUGCUGCUGCAAAUGCAAUCACAAUCAUAUUUACUCAGGAGGAAUACUGUGAGUGUGCCCCAUUUUUCGAAGACAUUGGUGCUCUGGAUAAUCUAAUAAGUGUUUUGGAGGACUCUGAUAGCCCGUCAACUCAAGCGAUAAUUUCUUCUGUCAUUGCAAAGCUUGCCGAACAUGGCAGCAGCAUUACUGUCAGUAAAGUUUUGCCAAGUAUACCCAUGAAUCAACUUGGGGAGCUACUUGCUCCGGAUGCUGUAGAGUGGCAUGAGACUAUAUUCACUACUCUAAUGUCAUUGACUAAUGCUGGAAAGACCAAAGCUGUUGAAAGGAUGAUUGCUUCAGGUGUCGAUAAGAAGCUUCUUAUACUUCUUGAAAAUGGCUCGGAUGUUGCCCAGCACAAUGCUUUAAUUUUACUCAAGACAUUUUGUGAGCUGGGAGGUUCUUUUCGGCUUGUAACGUUGAAUCUAUUGCCUUGGAAUGCAAGACUCAGUUUAGAAAGAUACUUUGUAUCAGAUAGGAACAUUCUUUUGUCGCCAAAACCUCAGACAUUUGAAGAUACUUUGAACAAGAUCAUCACAGGAGAUGAUGACAAGCAGGUGUUGGAUGCAAUGCAGGAUCUAAUGAUGUUUGUCGAGAAAGCAAGCGAGCCAAGAAUUCUUGACAUGAUCUUACAAAGCAGUAUGAUAGAAAGACUAGCGCUUUUGCUACAACCAACAUUUAGUGAACAUAACCGAAUUCGAUCAGAAUCAGCUUUCCUGCUGAUGAAGCUUGCUUGUGCAGGCGGUGAGCCGAUAAUAUGCAAGAUUUUGGAGCAAGACAUUAUUCAUGAUCUUGUCAAGAUGAUGCAAUGCAACAUAAGUGAAUUACAGGAUGUAGCAUACACAACUCUCCAUCAAAUUGUAUUCGGAAAAGGAGGAACACUAGUUUUGAACCGUCUUCUCAAAACUGGAUUGAUCGAAAGAAUAAUCCAUUCGCUCGACAGUAACAAAUCACACAAGACUAGAGAAGUGUGCGUGCUUUUCCUUGUGGAUAUCAUUGAGGUUGGAAGCAAGUCUUGCAUAGAGAGAAUGCUAGCAUUGCAAGUAGUCGAAAAACUAGUGAAUGUCGAAAAAACCGGUGGCAUAUUCAAAGGCACUAUUAUGAAAUUUCUGAAAGGUUUAGACAUGUGUAAAAAUCUAUCCCCGGCCGAACGUCGAGUAAUGAAGCAACAAGUUGUAAGGAAGGUGAGAUCAGUGAUAAAAGGGCAUAAAUUAGAAGCAAGUCUAAUUGCCAGCAUUGAGUCCUCUUUAUCUGAAAGUUCAAGAGGAGCUAGCAGCAGUAAACCAAGGAAAUACCUCUGAAGCACAUUGUUUGAAUUGGUACACAAUUUUUCUUUCGCAGGCAAAGAAAUUCAUGAGAUUAUUUUUGUUCAGUGAAUGGAUUAAUCUCUGUCAAAACCUGUUGUAGCAGACCACACAAUUGGAGCAAUUCUUGAAGUAUCAGUUAUCAAAUUCCUUCCCUGAUUUUGU
Molecule: messenger RNA, 3583 nt
Organism: Dioscorea cayenensis subsp. rotundata (Guinea yam)
Lineage: Eukaryota; Viridiplantae; Streptophyta; Magnoliopsida; Dioscoreales; Dioscoreaceae
Exons: 3
Coding region: 278-3415 (1045 amino acids)
Molecular function (GO): ADP binding
Source: RefSeq, a predicted model, not a curated record